Molecule: messenger RNA, 657 nt
Organism: Dermatophagoides farinae (American house dust mite)
Lineage: Eukaryota; Metazoa; Arthropoda; Arachnida; Sarcoptiformes; Pyroglyphidae
Source: RefSeq, a predicted model, not a curated record
UUGAAUAGAUCGAAAUCGGAUCUAUCAUCAUCAAUGAUGAUAUCAAAUGAAAUGGAUGAAAAUAAAAAUACAUUAAAUCAUGAAAUGAUAAGUCUAUUGGAAUUUAUUGUCGGUGAUGAACAUCGCCGUUGGAAAGGAUCGAAUCAUUUUAUCAUUGGUUGUGCUGCAGCAGUUUCAUCAAUCGAAAGUGAAUCAAUGAAAUCUAAACACAGUCAAAUUAAUGGUAUAUCCAAGCCAGUAAUCGAAGGUCUGAACGAUGAAUAUCAGAUUGGAGAUCUAGUCCGUGUUAGAUGUUGGCUACCAGCAAAUAAAUUGGCCAAAAAUGUCAGAAUCGAAUGGAUAAUCAAUGAAAAAUAUACGAAUAUACCAGUCAAAAUGACUAAAGAAAAAAAACGUGGUGGUUAUUCGGUUGAAUUGUGUUUUCGAUUGGCAAACAAACAUCUUAAUGAUCAAGGUUCAUUUUCAUUAAAAUGCAGAAGUAUUCAAAAAUUGAAAAUUGAUAAAGUUAAUUCUGCACACUUGACCAUGAAGAAUGAAACAGGAGAAUCGAAUGAAGAGAAGAAAACUAAUUGGCCUAAUAUGUUAUCCUCAUUUGAAGGAGCAAUCAUACCGAUUUCAGUCAUUCUGACAGUUAUAAUAUUUGGAUAAUUGAUAAUG